UGUCAACCAUCGCUUUCUGUCAAACAUAACUUUUCUAGCUGACGUGUUGACGCCGAAAUAAUUCUCAAAUAAAUUUUGAAUACGUUGGAAAAGUGUGUUAAAAACAAAAACUAAAAAAACAAUAUGUUCGACAUUCAAACACACAUGGACUUUGAUGGUCAGCACAAAGCUGAAAAGUACUCUCGCUUCAUCAUAACACUCUUCGGCAUCGUUGGCUUGAUUUGGGGUGCUAUCAUUCAACAAUUUUCACAGACUGUGUACAUCUUGGGCGCAGGAUUCUUGCUCGCUGCACUUCUCACCGUUCCACCAUGGCCCAUCUAUAGACGUCGUCCAUUGAACUGGCAAAAACCACGUCCAGAAGUCACAACCAACGGCGAAGAAUCAAAGAAAAAGAAGAAAUAGUUUUAAGAUUUGUAGGCAUUCCGAAAAAAAUAAAAAAAAUCUUCCUCUGAGAAACGAAAAUAA
This is a messenger RNA of Eupeodes corollae, 465 nucleotides long. It is a transcript of the gene Spase12, whose product is annotated as signal peptidase complex subunit 1. NCBI's taxonomy places the organism in Eukaryota, Metazoa, Arthropoda, Insecta, Diptera, Syrphidae. Bases 124 to 402 code for a protein of 92 amino acids. The transcript is spliced from 3 exons. The record is from RefSeq and is a predicted model, not a curated record. Gene Ontology annotation, biological process: protein targeting to ER. Gene Ontology annotation, cellular component: endoplasmic reticulum membrane; signal peptidase complex.